GAUGGUUGUAGACUUGUUGAGUUUAGUAGUUCGUGUCAUACGUUUGUACGGUAUUAUGAUGCGUUUUCUGUGUAACAUGUAAGUGAUUUGAUGGUGGAGACAGGAAAUCACGGAAAGACGCAUAUUGAGUGUGGCAUGGAUUAGGAGAGCACUCAUGGACUCCAAGGGAACUAGUUGGCUGAAAAAAGAGAAGAAUGAAGUAUAUGCUGAACCAGGCUCCUUCGUUCAGUUACACACAUCUACCAUGAAAUUAAAAGAAGAAUUGGAUGAGAAAGUGAACCAACAGUUUCUUGAAGGUCCGCUAAAGAUUGUAAUGCCUAGUCUCCAUAUAAAGCAAGACCUAGAACUAAAACAGGAGGAUGGCAUUGAGCGUGAUUGUCUUGAAGAUAAUUUGGUAAUCUCUUGGCCAAAUGAUUUUAUCAAGGAGGAUCCUGAACUAAAUUUGGAGGUGGCAGCCUCAAUAAGAAAUGCAUCUGAUAGUUUAAGUUUCAUUCAAAGUGCUGGUGACAGCUGUAACGUUUCGUAUCAAGAAGCAUUACAUCAAGGACUAGUCGAUGACGAUCAGAAGAUAGAUACAGAGAUGUUAACAGAUUUCAGUAUGUCUCAUAACUAUACCAAGUUACGGACUUCACAUGAAGACAGCUUAUGUGGCACUAGAUUAAGUUGUAGCAUCAGGGAAAAGGAAUUCCAUAAGUUUAACUGUAGUUUCUGCCUACAGAGCUUCCCUUCAAAAUACAGACUCAUAAUGCAUAUCUUCAUCCACAUGGAUGGUGUGCAGGCACCUGCAUAUGUGUGUAAGUCAUGUGGUGAGGUAUUGCCCACUGAUGACAGCUUGAAAGAACAUUUGAGAAUGAGUGAGGGUGACCAAGCAUUAUCAGCUGCCAACAGUGAGAAACUUGAAUGCAGUGAUUACCAUGAAAACAUCAUCUCCUUAGAAAGUGUACGAGAAGAAAUCGUGGAACAGACUGAGAAGCAAUCUUCAUCCAAGGAAACCACGAAAACUUUAAGGAAAUCCUUUAGUGACACAAGCAAUACACAUACUGUGACACAAGUUGCAGAGCAACUCAGAUGUGAUGACUAUGGAAUUUUGUGUACAAGUGAUCAUGUUAAUGUCCACACUGUGCUAAGUGCAAAGAGACGUCACAAAUGUGAUGUUUGUGGCAAAUUGUUUAAUCGUUCAAAUAGUCUCAAGGUACACGAAUUAAUACACACGGGAAAGAGACCCCACGAAUGCCAUGUUUGUGGAAAAUCGUUUACUCAGUCGAGCCAUCUCAAAAGACAUGAAUUAAUACAUACAGGAAAGAGACCCCAUGAAUGCGGUGUUUGUGGAAAAUCGUUUAUUCUUUCGGGCAGUCUGAAGGCUCACGAAUUAAUACACACGGGAAAGAGACCCCACGAAUGCCGUGUUUGUGGAAAAUCGUUUACUCAGUCGAGCAAUCUCAAAAGACAUGAAUUAAUACAUAAAGGAAAGAGACCCCAUGAAUGUGGUGUUUCUGGAAAAUCGUUUACUCAGUCGGGCCAUCUCAAGACCCAAAACGUAAUACACACAGGAAAGAGACCCCACGAGUGCGAUGUUUGUGGAAAAUCAUUUACUCAGUCGGGCCAUCUCAAGAGGCAUUUGUUGACACAUAUUGGAAAGAGACCCUACAAAUAUAGUGUUGCGUAAAUCGUUUCCUCAAUGGGGCAGUCUCAAGAAACACGAAUUAAUACACACUGAACAGGGACCACACAGUCAAUGUUGGUGGCAAAUCGUUUUCAGAACUGGGUCAUCUGAAAAUACACGCAGGAAUGAGCCCCUACAAAUAUGAUACUUGCGGCAAAUAUUUUUCUUACUCUGGUAAUCUCAAGGAAACAUUAGUACACACCGGUAAACGACCACACAAAUGUAGUAUUUUUGGCAAAUUGUAUAAAAACUCGAGUAACCUCAAGAAACAGCUAUCACUACACACUGAAAAGAAGGCUACACAGAUGUGAUAUUUGCUGGGAAUCUUUUAAUCCGGUCUAUCAUCUUUAGAAGCAUGCAAUAAUACACAUUACGUAGAGACCACUCAAAGUAUUGUUGAGGUCUGUAGACUUAAACAUGUUCAAAGGAGAGCACAAGUGCGUUAUGAAUAUUGUUCGCAUGUGCUACAGAAAGGUCACAAAAAAUACGACAAAUCCGUUUUCACAGCUUCAUGUUCAAAGAAGUUGCAUACUAAAUACAUUAUAUGAAGCACACAUUGCAAUUUUUUGUUAUAAAUGCUCCAUGCUAUAACGAUCUGUCUACCAGAAAUUGGUGCAUUGAGAGAUAUGUUACUUGUUUGAGUAGAAGUCCUAUGCAGUAAUCACGACUCCAUAUUCUUCAAGAGAAUUUACCAGUAUGUUGCUAAUUAUUUGAAAGAAACUGCCAUUUCAAUAUUCAUGAUGCUGUAGGCAGUACCCAGGCGACAGCAUAAAUGUGUUUAUUACACAUCCAUCACUCAGGCUAUUUUUCUCAACGAUGGAGAAAGAUACAAAAAUAUCAUGAUUAUGCAAACAUGUUACUGAGGUAUGCCUUCUUAAUAGUAAUGCUGUUUGUGUGAUCAAAAUUUGCACACAUGUGAACUAUCUGUGCUACUUCUACAUUAGGAAAUAACUGAUGGUGGCAAGUAUGCAGAGAUCAGGCAAAAAUUGUAAUCAUCUGCCUAGUAGCACUUUCAGACUGCAAUACAACAGUGCUUCUGUAUGGUAUGGACUCAUUAGUACUCUGUUAGUUUUCCACUAGUAAAUUGGACUAUAUGUCUACACACACCUCACACAGUUCCCAUUUACUGCAGGCUAUCAGUUUGUUGCUGUGUAGUUGGUGUGCAAUAGCAUCCCAAAUUCGUUUCAUAAUGAUUUAAUGAGGUGGGAAAGACAACAGUGUGAGCUAUCAUGAUGCUCAAACCAUUACAGUGUGAUUCUGACCUUGUGAUUGUGACCAGGGAAUACAUCAACCAUUAAGUGACACAGAGGCUGCAAUUAUGUUCGUGUUCUCCACAUCUGUCAUGGUGCUUCCAAUUAUGACCAGCUGUUUCUUGGCGUCUCAUAUGAAUAUCCCCUAUAGCAUGACAUUGCCCCCAACUUUCUGCACCUGUUGUGUUGUGCAUGUGUUGAACGACUGUUCAUCUGGGUGAUGGCACAUCAGGGCACAACCAUUGACCUGGUCCACAAGAAAUGUCACUUAUCCCAACACGUGACACAUCUUUAUUGGUAUGCAGUCCAAUCUCAAUUAUCCCAUUUGUAUUACUAUAGUAACUGACAAUGUUGUUAGAUCAACAUGGGAAUACAAAGCUGUUAUAUAACUUGGGGCCUCAUGUUCAACAGUGUCUGCUGAAUAGCUUGAAACUCAUGUGCCUGCUCAAGCAUUUUCUCCUGUCUCCACAGAUUGCCAUCAAUCCCAUUUUACAGAGCAGCUAGGUUCUGAUCUCCUUGUUCUAGGUAAUGCAUGGUAAUCCUACAACCUUUUGUCAACUUGUGGAUAUACCAUCUUUCAAAGAUGUUCCAUAGAGGCUAAUGAUAAAAGCAUCUGAGCAGCCAACCAGAUUCACUGUUUUUAGCUGCACUUACCCAGGCACCAGGCAAAACCAUCUGCUCUUUGGCAAAGUUAUUUAUGCCAGUUUUUUACACAUACUGUAACUAGAAUGAUCACCCAUUCAUUGCUGGUUAUAUAGUUUCGUUACUACUUGACAUAACAAAAAUGCCACUGGGUAGCACACACUCCUCCUAGGGAAGUGGGUAUAAUGAUUUGGAUCAACAGUGUAUCUUGACACAAAAGGAUCUUUUGGUAAAUUAUGUAGUAAUUCAAAUUUUCAUGUUUCAUUAAAUUUUAUGCCAAUAUACUAUUGUCAGUUUAAGUGCCAUAUUUCUUGUGAAAAAUAUUUGUAUUAAAAAUCCCUGUACAUAAUUCUGAUUAAAUGAUGAUUAAU
Messenger RNA from Schistocerca americana (American grasshopper), 3926 nucleotides. RefSeq names its product zinc finger protein 418-like. Lineage: Eukaryota; Metazoa; Arthropoda; Insecta; Orthoptera; Acrididae. Gene Ontology annotation, molecular function: DNA-binding transcription factor activity, RNA polymerase II-specific; RNA polymerase II transcription regulatory region sequence-specific DNA binding. Gene Ontology annotation, cellular component: nucleus. Bases 155 to 1666 code for a protein of 503 amino acids. Gene Ontology annotation, biological process: regulation of transcription by RNA polymerase II. The record is from RefSeq and is a predicted model, not a curated record. The transcript is spliced from 7 exons.